CGUGAUCCAGCUUGACAGCCCCGUCAGCAGCAAGCUUUGCCAAACGACAACCCUGAAACUGACACACUCAGACAGAGUUUCUACAAACUCCAGCAACGAAGUCAAACUUGCCACCCUGCGCCUCCCCUACUAUACUGACAGGCCACAAUGCAAUGAUCCUGUCAUGACGCAACCCUUGCCAUCCAGCUAUAUUACAUGCUCACCACAGCGAUAUCGAGGAACCCGAACCGACUCUCCUUCUCAUUGCUGCAACACAACCCUCAUCUUCCUGCUUUCCAUCCCACGAAAUCCUCCAAAAUCUCGUCAAAGGUCUGCGCCCAAAAUGCCAGACCCAAACGACCAAGCCUUUUUCUACAUGCGCUGGAACGACUCCGAACACCCACUCAAUGCCAACGACAAUCAAGAAUCCCGGAUGCUUGCCGCAGAGUUCCAUGGAGAUGCCCCUGUAGACGAGCAGCGUAUCUCACCGCAACGAUCUGAAAUCGAUUCUGGAAUCACGGCAGGGAGGGCAUCCCCCAUCUCGACUACGAUGCCGCAUUCUCACGGCAGGAUCACGUGUACAUCACAUACUGGCACAAUUGGGCGGAUGAUGGCUAAGAGGCCAUUCAAAGGUACGAUAAUCCUUGGGGCUUUGCUGGCGAUGGCAGGGAGGGAAAAGUUCUCAAGAGGAAGGCGAAUGGUGAAGUUCGCAGGUCGGGGUGGCAGGAUGUGUGUGCCGCAUUCUUUUCUUGUUUCACGUUCCAUCUUCUUGUGCCAGGGGAUUCUCCAAAUAGGCUGUGACUGAUAAAGCAGAGAUGCACAUCAUGCGCAUAAAGAUCAACAACAGAAGAAGGUGAUAAAAGUCAUGAACAGCAGUUAUGAUAUGAUGGUACAAGAGUCAGCGACAAGUAAGCUGUUACCUGGCAAAACGCUUUGUCCUGUGUAGUUUUAUCCUAGA
Molecule: messenger RNA, 937 nt
Organism: Aspergillus fijiensis CBS 313.89
Lineage: Eukaryota; Fungi; Ascomycota; Eurotiomycetes; Eurotiales; Aspergillaceae
Exons: 1
Coding region: 164-784 (206 amino acids)
Source: RefSeq, a predicted model, not a curated record